Penicillium canescens is the source of this 1044-nucleotide messenger RNA. RefSeq names its product zinc-dependent alcohol dehydrogenase family protein. Bases 1 to 1044 code for a protein of 347 amino acids. Gene Ontology annotation, molecular function: oxidoreductase activity. NCBI's taxonomy places the organism in Eukaryota, Fungi, Ascomycota, Eurotiomycetes, Eurotiales, Aspergillaceae. The transcript is spliced from 4 exons. The record is from RefSeq and is a predicted model, not a curated record.
AUGCCUCCUGCGACCAUGAAGCAAUGGGUCAUCCAAGACAAGGAACACGACCUCGAUGGCCUUGUCUAUAAGGAUGCGGAGGUCCCGGAAGUCGGUGAAAACGAAGUCUUGGUGAAGCUCCAGGCUGCGUCACUGAACUACCGUGACCUUAUUAUCCCGAAGGGCCAAUACCCAUUCCCUGUCAAUCUCCCUGUUGUCGCCGGCUCGGAUGGUGCUGGCGAAGUCGUGGAAGUGGGAUCUAAGGUUGUCGAGUUCAAAAAGGGUGAUCAAGUGGCAACUCUUUUCAACCAGGGCCACCAAUUUGGUGAAAUGGACCUGCACGCCGCCACGACCGGCCUAGGUGGCGCAAUCGACGGUACCCUGCGGGAAUAUGCCGUCUAUAACGAGCAGGGGCUGGUUAAGGCACCAAGGAACCUGACGGCUCUCGAGGCCAGCACUCUUACUUGCGCGGCCCUCACCAGUUGGAAUGCUCUCUAUGGGUUGAAGCCCGUGAAGUCGGGCCAGGUCGUUCUUGUGCAAGGAACUGGCGGUGUUAGCACGUUCGGUUUGCAGUUCGCUAAAGCUGCUGGUGCAACUGUUAUUGCCACCACUUCUUCAUCCGAAAAGGCCGAUAAGCUCAAGAAGCUCGGUGCGGACCAUGUCAUUAACUAUAAGGCUGACCACAACUGGGGUGACGCUGUCCGCAAGCUGACUCCCGAAGGAGCUGGCGUGGACCACAUUAUCGAAGUGGGCGGAAGCGGCACUCUUCGGCAGAGCUUCAAGUGUGUGAAGUUCGAGGGUAUUAUCAGUGUUAUUGGUUUCGUCGGAGGCGUUGAUCCUAAGAUCCAGCCGACUGUGCUGGAAACGUUGACUCACAUUUGCACUGUUCGCGGUGUCUAUGUUGGUAGCAAGGCCCAGAUGAGGGACAUGGUCCGGGCUAUUGAGGCCAAUGAUAUCCACCCCGUAGUGGAUGACAAGGUCUUCAGUCUACAUCAGGCUCGGGAAGCUUAUGAUUACAUGUGGGCUCAAAAGCACUUCGGCAAGUUGACGAUCAAGAUCACCUAA